UUGUAAUUGCAGUUAUCAUCUUGACAACUGAAUUUGGAUUAAAUCUUCUUUUAAUGCCAGCUUGCUGAUUUCAUCUAGGAUUGCUUUAAAGACAAGGGACCCUGUUGAUACUCUUCCAUGGAGUACCAUGCAAAGUACCCAUUUUAUCAUGGGAAGAUAACAAAAGAGUCCUGUGAAGAGUUACUGACCAAGAAAGGAAAGAAUGGUUGUUUUUUGGUACGAGAAAGUGAGAGCGUGGCAGGAGCCAUAUGUCUAUGUGUCUUUUUUGAAAAACUGAUUUACACUUAUCGGAUCUUCAGGGAACAUGAAGGAAAUCUGAGGAUUGAGACUUCUGGAGGUGUUCCCCAGCAGUCCUUCAAAACUUUAAAGGAUUUAAUAUACAAGUAUCAAAAGCCAAAUCAAGGACUAGUAACCCAUCUUCGCUAUCCAGUAAAAAAACAAAACCCAUCAAGGAGAUUAAGGAAAACUAUGGGAUAUCCAGAAAAUGUUUAUGAUGAACUUGAAGAUGGUGAUUACGUUGAUGUCUUGCAGUGAAUGACCAGAACCUGGUUAUUCGGAAGCUAUCUUUUUAAUUUACAUCACAGCAGAUCAGUUGAAGACUCCUGCCUUGAGAAAUAUAUUCUUGAGCAUGGCUAUUUCUGCUGGCUGGAUAUUAUUGUCUACAGACUUUUGUUUCUAGAAUUCAUUCCUUUUUGCCAGCUCAUCAAAGCAAUGGUCUUCCAUGUUUUGGGACAUUCUGUACCCUGUAUUUAUAUACCCUGUUAGAAAAUCACAAUGUGAAUAUGUUUCCUGGAUGUGGGAGAAUGAUUCCUAGUAGGCAAGCUGAAAUCUACUGUGAUCCAAAUUCAAUAGGCUCCAUAGAGUGUUGAAAAAGAGCUUUAUGCAUGAUGUGUUGGUUUUGUCUCAUUGUCAAUUAAUAGGGUAGAAUUUCAAUGAAGAGAAGCUUUUGACGUCUCAGAGGGUGCAUCUACACAUACACUUUACUGCAGAAGUAGCUCCAUAGUAAAGCGUCACAGUCUACACAUGCACCAGUAUUAAGGCAUAGUAAACUAAUCAACUUCACCAUAAGACUAUCUCCAGGGACUGUACUAUUUUACAGUGGAGUCAUUAAGUGAGACCAAAUGCACAUGUAGAUGAUAACUGCCAGGAGCAAAUUGCACCUGGUCAGCCCAGUCUGCUGGCAGCCAGACACCCAACUCCUGCUAGCCCUGACACUGCCACUGCCUGGGGCUGACCCUGUGUGCCUCCUGCCAGCCCAGGGCUGCUCCGCCCUAGCUCAAAUUGCUGCUGUUUAAGAUGCAAGUGUAGAUGCUGUGCCCAGGAGCAGUGUACUCCAGAGUAGUACACUGACCCCAGAGUUUAUUGUAUUGUGUUAAUGGCAUGUGUAGAUUCAUCCAAAGAAGAGUAAUAUAUCCCUGUAGCACUGGAACAAGCUAAUACUGCUGACAAAAUAGUAUAGGCAAUCAGCACCACAGGGGUUUUUUGUUUGUUUGUUUUUGUUUUUUUCAAAUUUUAAGUCUAUAUUGUACAGGUUAAAAAAAUCAAAUGAAAGUAACUAAGGAACAUUUGACUUUCUCAUCUAUAAGCAAUACUGUUUACAGAUUACUUCUAAACUCCUAAGUCCUACACAAAUGAUUUUGUGAAGUUUUCUUUAUUUGCUAUUUGUUUUGGUAACAGAACUUGCUGCAUACCUUUUAAACUGGAAGUGGGUCUAUUGCUUAUAGUUUUUCUUUAAACCAGAAUUAGAUUUGAAGAGGUAAGGCAAGCUUCUGUAUAAAAUGCAGUUUAAUUUUGAAGGUGAUUAUUUGUAGCAAGUGAUUAGUGUCAGAAACAGUGCAGAAAUACUGCACUUAGGUCUGUCACUGCCAGUCUACAAUGGGCAUGUUUGUAGACCUCUCUGUAUCUAUCUCACAUCUGUAAAAUGAAGAUACUUCUCUGCAUCGCAUUAAGGCACAAGGCUACUUUUUCCAUUAAUGCUUGAAAAGAGUUCCUAACUGUUAGAGCCACCGGUGCCACUGUAAGUGUAAGGGCCUUGUUACAUGGUAAUAUUGGGCAGCUUCUGGAGGUCUUAACCUUUGGACUGUCCACACAUCUGAACAGCUGAAACUAGUUUUAUGCAUUCAAAUUACGCCACUCCAGGGCAGGAUUAUCUCUGAUCCCUGUUACCCAGGUUAUCUUAUGCUAAGGUGUAGCCACUCUAGGCUAUACUUUAAUGUAAACACCCCACCUGCAUCCUGCUUCCCACCCUCCCCAGCACCCUAGAAUCCCACCUAUUUACUUGUGGCUGCCCUGUGCAGUCUGUUCCAGGGGAGCAGGCAGGGAAGGAUUAAUUUGCCUGCCCAGCUGUCACUGCAGCUGCUCUCUGGGUCAGAGGAGCAGCAGCUCAGGCAGUAGCAGCAGCUGGGCAGGCGAGUUAACCCUUCCCUGUAUGCUGUCCUGGGACAGACUGCAUGGAGACUGCAAAAAUACGAUGCAUGCUAUAUGCUGGGAAAACGGUUAUUGCCGAAGAAGAGAAAGGGCUGUUUCCUAUUUUAGGAAAACUACUUUAUGUGUAACUUGCUGGUGUGUAUGGUUUGUCAUGUGGCCUGCUGUGGGUGUUCUGAGAUUUGCACACACACAUUUUCGUGCCCAGAUGCACUGGAGAUCUGGCGCAUAGGAGCAGACUCAAUUAAUUGUGUGCUCUCUGCACGCGAGCUGACAUGCAUGGCGCUGUGUUGCUUGCAGUUGUAUAAGCAGUGAAAUGUGUGUCAGCAUGGAGAAAACGCUUUCUAUGUGUUUUAGUUCAGAAGCAGACUGCUAGCACUUGCUGAUGUGCAUUUCACUGCUUAUACAACUGUAUGUGAUGCAGCACUGGGCACUUUUCAAAGCACCUGGUGCCGUUGCAUGUCUAAAAAUACCCAAGUUCUGCCGGGUCAGAAGGGCAAGCGUCUGUGUCCUUUUCCUGAUUUGGACCUCUAAAAAACUUUAAUGUAUGGCAACAUCCUUGAGUCCCUGUCAGGUCUUUGUGUCGCUAGGCCUCCCUUCCUGAUUUGUUUGGAAAGUACACACAACCUGUGGGAAACCAUUGUGCAGGGGCCACCAGGAGGUUGGGGCUCACUGUGAUCUGGGCUGAGGCCAGUGUUGGAGGUAGCCUACAGUUUUGUUUUGUUUUGUUUUGGGGGGAUUCUUAUGUUUUCUUUUGAAGGGAAAUGAUUCUGGGAAGCUUAGUAGCUGGAGGAGGAAUUAAAUAAAGUUUAAUUCAUAGAUUUCAUAGACAUUUGGGCUGGAAGGGACCCCAGAGGAUCAUCAAGUCCAGCCCCCUGCCCCAGGGGCAGGAAGUCAGCAGGGAUCAUAGGAUCCCAGCAAGAUAAGCAUCCAAAUGUGUCUUGAAGGCAUUCAAAGUGAGGGCUUGAACCACCUCCAGCGGCAGUCUAUUCCAAACCUUGGGGGCUCGGACAGUGAAGUUCUUUCUUAUGUCCAGCCUGAAUAGGUUGCAGUGAAGUUUGUGACUGUUCGAUCUUGUCAUCCCUUGGGGCGCUCUGGUGAACAGACAUUCCCACAGAUCCUGAUGAGCACCCCUGAUAAGCUUAUAGGUGGCCACCAGAUCACCCCUGAGCUUGCGCUUUUCCAGGCUGAAG
Alligator mississippiensis (American alligator) is the source of this 3617-nucleotide messenger RNA. It is a transcript of the gene SH2D1B, whose product is annotated as SH2 domain containing 1B. The record is from RefSeq and is a predicted model, not a curated record. NCBI's taxonomy places the organism in Eukaryota, Metazoa, Chordata, Crocodylia, Alligatoridae. Bases 118 to 534 code for a protein of 138 amino acids. The transcript is spliced from 4 exons.